Molecule: messenger RNA, 1448 nt
Organism: Saccostrea echinata
Lineage: Eukaryota; Metazoa; Mollusca; Bivalvia; Ostreida; Ostreidae
Product: glutamate--cysteine ligase regulatory subunit-like
Exons: 7
Coding region: 45-863 (272 amino acids)
Biological process (GO): glutathione biosynthetic process
Cellular component (GO): glutamate-cysteine ligase complex
Molecular function (GO): enzyme regulator activity; glutamate-cysteine ligase catalytic subunit binding
Source: RefSeq, a predicted model, not a curated record
UGAAUUUCAAGCGUGAUACUGACCAAGUUUAUCGUGGAAACAAAAUGACGGAAGAGAUUCCUGUGAUACCAAAAGUCUCGAGUUUAAUCGUCCACAGUGGGAAUAUUGUUAACUGGAAUAGAUUAAAACGACACCCAAACCACGGGGCAACUGCAGAGAUUGCAGAAUGUAUUGAUGCCACACUGAAAAGUCAUUUGGAAAAUGCAGACAAAACUGCUCUUCAGUAUGAAACCAGUCUGGAGUACAAGUGCACCAAGUUUAUUGAACCACUGCCGGCAGAGGAAAGGGGUGAUUUGAAGGUCACAGUCAAGGUUUUCCUGUGUAAAUUACUACCUCCAGCUACACUGAAAGAGGGAAUAGAAAAAGUUUUGACAGAGUUGAAUAUCACAUUCAUUGAGACUGUGUUACUGGCCCUACCAGAACUGGAAGAAGAGAAGGAUCUCUCCCUGUCUGUCAUCCAGCCUUAUUGGGAGGUCCUGGAAGAGAUGGUGGAGGAGGAAAAAGUUCUCUCCCUUGGAAUAGCUGACCUAAAUAAGGAACAGCUAGAAGAGCUCCACAAAUGGGCCAAGAUAAAACCAGGAAUUAAUCAAGUCAACCUGGAAUCCUGUUGUGUAAUGCCUAAGGACCUGACAGAGUAUGCUAAACAGAAUGAUAUUCAGCUUCUCAGUCACAAUGAUGCCAGAGAUAUACUACCAAAUGAGAAACUGUGUGACAUUAUCAAGAAAAAUACCACAGGAAAAGACAGCUUCUCAUGGGAAAUGUUGUGGGUACUUAGAUAUUCUGUGCUCAUAAAAUGUCGAGGAAUUAUUAAAACAAAGGCAUACAUUACAAAAUGUGGUCGUGACCCAAAGAACAGAAAGUGACCUUCAACCUCUUGUCAACUUAAAAUUCUAUGUGAAAUUGUUAAAAAUUGUUCUUCCUUAAGUCAAGUCGUCAUUUUUACGUGAUUAGUGUUCAUUUGCUUUGGAGGAUGGAUUAGAGUAGAUCCCAACCCCUAAGUAUAGUAAAAUCAUUCAAAGCCACUGACUCUACAAUUGGGACUCUUUUUAAUUUAAAUAAUUUUCUAAAAUGUAGUUUAAUCAAUAUGUGAACUUCACUGUGAGUAUCCAUGUUACCAUCUUUCAGAACAUGAAUUUUAAUUUCAUGUGUAAUUUAAUUUGAAGUCAUUAUAAAUUAGUUUAAAAUGGAACUAUAAAAUUUUCCACAUUAAACUUAAAAUCACUGCAUAUAUUUAAAGGGUAGAAACAGGCAUAUCAUUAAACUGCAAUUUGCUCUAAAAGUCUUCUUUUUUUUUUACAUCCAGGGAUCAUGAUUUCAUUUGUAUUUAUUUCUGUUGCUGACAUAAUUGGCCAGUGGCCUUAUAUUUUUACUUUGCCUUUGUAUGCCUUUUUACAUUUUUUUAAAGUUUAUUAAAUUUUUAAUGAAAAAAUUCAUGGAGGUAGAAAUUU